AGAUGCUGUGCAGGAGCGUUACCAAGGUGAGAACUUAAACAAAAUGGCGGAAGAAAAUGAUCAGUCUGGCAAUAACAACAGUGAUACUAUUUUACCAUCGGAAUCAAAUGUUUGUAAUGAAAAUGCAAGUCCUGAGCCGAAAAGUUUUAUGGAGGAGCUUGUAUCAAAGAUUGAUAAUGAAAUAGCUAAUGGUGAUUAUAUUGCAGUUGAAGAAAUAGAGGAAGAAGACCCAUUUGAAACUAUGGUUGCAGAGGGACUUUCACAAUUAGGUAGAUCUGCUGAUGGCACAAUGCAGGUUUUCCUAUCACUUUCUCUUCGGGAAAAUGGACUACAGUCCAUUGAGGGUAUUUCAUCUUAUAACCACUUACAGAUCUUGGAUGUCUCACAUAAUGAGUUAGAAGAUUUGACAACAUUAUCAAAUCUGCCUAAUUUAAUCUCACUGGAUGCAUCACAUAACAAAUUGUCGACAGUGCUGGAGUUUCAGCCACCACUUUCAUUACGAGAAGUAAAUUUAUCAAACAACAAAAUAGAGACAUUGACAGACCUCAGUCAACACAAGAAUCUCAACAAAUUAAUACUUGAUUAUAAUACCAUUACAGAGAUAACUGGUCUUGAACACUGCAAACGACUAAAAAUCCUGAGUAUUUCUAAUAACGUUAUUGAAAAAUUGAGUGGUUUGGACAAUUUGCCACUGAAGUACUUAGAUUUGAGUAUGAAUAAGCUGAAACGGAUCGAGAAUAUCGGAAGCCUGAAACAUUUACAGCUACUCGAUCUAUCAUACAAUGCCAUUCGAAGUCUGAGAGGUUUGCAGUCCCACGACUUGCUUGACACAAUCAGAUUGCGAAACAACGAAAUAAUUGACUUAUCAGAAGUUCGGUAUAUCAGAGACUUACCUUUGCUGAGAGUUCUGGAUCUAUCCUACAAUCCAAUUCAGGACUUUCCAGAUUACAGACUGUCUAUUGUCUUUCGGAUACCGCGACUCGUUGAGCUUGAUAACAUACCAGUACAACCCGAAGAGAAGGUUGCUUCAGAAAAUCUCUUCAAGCCACGACUAGAUAUCAUUGCAGCACGAAAUCACAUGAUGAAUCUUGUUCGUUCUUACCUACAACCGAUAAAACUCUAUAACAGCACGCUUUCAAGCACCGAGACGCCUUAUCCAAUGCUGGUUUUAACCGGUCCGUCUGGCUGUGGAAAAAGAACCUUAAUCAAGAAACUUUGCCAAGAAUUUCCAAAUUUCUUUGGGGAAGGAGUUUCUUACACAACCAGAGGUUUGCGAGAGAAUGAAAAGGUCCCACGUGAAAGCGAAGUUGAUGGUACAGAUUAUCAUUUUACAACGAAAGACGAUUUUGAAAGAGAUACUGUAGCAGGCAAAUUUAUCUCAACUUCUCACUUAUAUAACAGUCAAUAUGGAAUAAGCCGGGAUGCAAUUGAGGCUGUUGCAAAAGAGGGCUUGGCUUGUGCCCUUCAUUUAGAGCUGGAGGGUGUCAUGGUCUUAAAAAAUACCCACUUUGAGCCGCGGUACAUUCUAAUACUGCCGGAGACGAAGCAAGCCCAAGAAGAGCGAAUGAGAUCGAAGAAAUUUUACAGUGAUUCUCACAUAAACCAGGCAAUUGAAAGAGUUGCACUGUACGUUGAAACCAACAGAGAGCACCCUGGCUAUUUUGAUACGGUGAUAUGCAGUGACGACCUCGAGGAGUCAUACAAGCAGCUAAAGAGAGUAGUUCUAGAGUAUCUCGGCAUAAGUCCUGUGAAUUCAUCUGUUUCGUGUAUAUCUCGUAGUACACAUGAAUCUGAGAUAUCCCCCGUCUCGUUGUCCGAGGUAACACGGCCAAUCAGCACACCUUAUGAUAAGGAAUCUUUGACAGCCUCUGCUGUAAAACCUUGGAUACGAACAAGUGCGGGGUCCAGAGCUUUGGAAUCUAAUAAUCACACGAACCUACCUCGGUCAGCCAAGUCUCCUGUUGAAGCUGCCUCAAUUCAACGCCGAUUCGAAAUGAUGAAAGCAGCAACUGUUGGUAUAACAUCAACAUCGGAGGAGCAGCUAUCAAAACUUAAUUUCAGACCGCCCUUGUCUGCUAAUGGCCUGUCUGACUCCUGGGCCUUUGAAGAUAUACCAGCACAUAAAAGAGCAUCCUCGGCUCCCAAUGGACUGGCUUCAUCAUACUCCAAGCCUCGACUGGAUGACGAAACUGAUUCUGAAAAGGAGACUGUGGAUUCAGAUAUUAGCUCAGCUCAUGCUUCCUACAUGGUCAAUGCAAACGAGUAUGAGGACAGUGGCUCUGAAAACGAGGACGACAAAACUUCAUAUUCAACAACGCGUACCACUAUAACAUCUUAAAAUCGACUUAGAUGACUGACUUUACCCAUUGUAAAUAAAGCAAGUUGCAAUUGCCAAAUGAUUUAUUGUUUUCAAA
Messenger RNA from Rhopilema esculentum, 2414 nucleotides. RefSeq lists its product as uncharacterized. Gene Ontology annotation, cellular component: cytosol. Gene Ontology annotation, molecular function: GMP kinase activity; protein binding. NCBI's taxonomy places the organism in Eukaryota, Metazoa, Cnidaria, Scyphozoa, Rhizostomeae, Rhizostomatidae. The record is from RefSeq and is a predicted model, not a curated record.